AUAGUUACACCUGUACACUGUGGUACAGUUGUCCGCCGUAUCGUUCGGUUCGAACACUUUUCAGUGAAGGACUGACUAUCGUGAACCGAGAAACAGUGAAUUUUGUUCUUGAAAUGGUUGCAAUUAAAGGACGCAAAAGUUCGAAUAAAAAUCCUCCUAUAUUCAGUCAUGAAUUCGUCAUUCAAAAUCAUGGAGAUAUUGUUUCUUGCGUGGCUUUGAUUUUUGUGACUGGUCUAAUGGUGCAGGCAACAUCACCAUGGGCAUAUACAUUCAUUGCUCUCCAUCAUAAUGUAUCUUCUGACAUUGAAGAUCCAAUGGUGCCAGUCAAAUAUACAACCGGCUGGAAAGACUCAUGCGCUGUGUUUUUCUACUUCUUAAUUACAAUUGUAAUGCAUGCUGUGUUUCAAGAAUACGUGUUUGAUAAAAUUUCUAAACGUCUACAUCUCAGUAAGGUGAAGCUUGCUAAAUUUAACGAAUCCAGUCAACUGGUUUUGUUUUUUGCUUUAUCCAUUAUAUGGGGCAUAGAUAUAAUUGUCAGGGAAAAUUUGCUGUUAAAUAUAACAUCGUUAUGGAAAGAAUAUCCUGUGCCAUUGACAUUCUCUUUGAAAUUAUUCUUUAUUGGUCAGCUAUCUUAUUGGUUGCAUUGCUAUCCUGAAUUGUAUUUCCAAAGGGUAAAGAGAGAAGAUAUCCCACCCCGCAUUGUGCAAGCAACCAUUGGAUUCUUAUUUACCCUUGCAGCUUAUAUUUUAAAUUUCCAACAAGUAGGAAUCAUGUUAUUGGUUUUGCACUACGCGGGCGAUAUUAUACUUCAUGUCGCCAGAAUUGUUCAUUUUGUCAGUAAAAGGGAACAGAUAACAAAACUGAUGUUUCUUGUUGCUAAUUCCAUGUACCUUUUCGUACGGAUUGCAACACUCGCUGUUGCAACCUUAGUAUUCCUGUAUGGUUUAAGUCGAACUGAAAGUGUAUUUGAUUAUGUUACUGGGAAUUUUAAUGUCCCGCUCGUACGAUUCUCAGCUUUAAGCAUUAUCAUUGCCUUCCAAGCGUAUCUUUCUUACGUAUAUGUUACAAGACAAAUUAAACGCGUUCGUGACAAUGCAAUCCCCGUACAAAUACCUGCCAAGACGAAACAAAAGUCGAAGAAAAAGGAAGGAAAAAAACCGGCAGCGUCCGAAGACGAUGAUUUGCCAGAGGUAGAUCAGGCAACUAAAAAGAACUUGAGAUCUCGUUCUUCUGCAAAGGCAAAAUAGAUACGUGGUUAAUUAAAAAAUGCAUUCAAGGCUGAUAAAUUAUUAUUUUCAUUCGUCGGAGGUGACGAUGAACCCGAUUUUCAAUACUUGUUUAUUUAGAUCGCUUGUAAAGUGCUGGACAUAUUGAAUAUCGAGACUACUUGACACUUGAACUAGUACACGUGACGGCUUCCACUAUUUUAACAUUCAACAUUGUAUUUUGAUUUCCCAGUCUACUCUAUAUCAAACUUAUUGUCGCGAAUAGCGAAGUGUUUAGAUAUUGUAUAUAACCUUUUAUACAUAUUAUACACAUGGCUCACGGAAAAUUAAUUGUACUAUGACCUUCUGUAUAGAAAAUAUGAUGGUAUAUUGUUUAGAGUUAUGAUUAACUCUAGAAUAACAGUAUAUGAGAUGAGACGCAUACAACAAACUCACGAUUGAUUUCUAAGGAAUAGAACUUAAUUAAUAAUUACUUAAAACGGUGGACUCAUUCUUAUUUAACGGAUAAACUGUAUUUUUUUAAAAUAAUCAUUAAAUGUCCGGUGAUAUAAAUUAAAAGUAUAUGUUCCUAAGUUCAUUAGAAGAGUUACAGCAGCUGCCAUGGUCAAUGUUGCAGGUCCCUGAAAUGGAACGCUCGUGAGGCGAUUUUGAAUAAAUUUUUCCUUAGUAAA
Molecule: messenger RNA, 1897 nt
Organism: Dufourea novaeangliae
Lineage: Eukaryota; Metazoa; Arthropoda; Insecta; Hymenoptera; Halictidae
Gene: TRAM
Product: translocating chain-associated membrane protein 1
Exons: 7
Coding region: 114-1247 (377 amino acids)
Biological process (GO): SRP-dependent cotranslational protein targeting to membrane, translocation; protein insertion into ER membrane
Cellular component (GO): endoplasmic reticulum membrane
Source: RefSeq, a predicted model, not a curated record